Molossus molossus (Pallas's mastiff bat) is the source of this 1962-nucleotide messenger RNA. Its product is annotated as ubiquilin-3-like. Gene Ontology annotation, molecular function: polyubiquitin modification-dependent protein binding. The coding region runs from base 1 to 1962 and encodes 653 amino acids. Lineage: Eukaryota; Metazoa; Chordata; Mammalia; Chiroptera; Molossidae. The transcript has a single exon. Gene Ontology annotation, biological process: ubiquitin-dependent protein catabolic process. Gene Ontology annotation, cellular component: cytosol. The record is from RefSeq and is a predicted model, not a curated record.
AUGGCCAAGAGCGGAGAGGCCCUGCCACAGGGCAGUCCAGCACAAGUCCAGGGUCCCCACCUCAUCAAAGUGACAGUGAAGACGCCCAAGGACAAGGAGGAUUUCUCAGUUACUGACACAUGCACCAUCCAGCAGCUGAAGAAAAAGAUAUCUCAGCGCUUCAAGGCUCACCCUGAUCAGCUGGUCCUAAUCUUUGCUGGCAAAAUCCUCAAGGACCCUGACUCACUGGAACAGUGUGGAGUGAGAGAUGGCCUCACUGUCCACCUGGUCAUCAAGAUGCAGCGCCGUCCCAUGGGCACUGAAUCCCCAGCUGCUUCAGUCCCUACCCCAGCCCCUGGACCGCUUCCUCAGCCAAGCUCCAUUUACCCAACAGAUGGGCCAUCCACCUUUAGCUUAGGUGUCCUCACAGGCCUCAGUGGGCUGGGCCUGACCUCUGGUAGUUUCCCCGACCAGCCAAGCUCACUGAUGUGGCAGCAUGUAUCUAUGCCUGAGUUUGUGGCUCAGAUCAUUGAUGAGCCUUUCGUCCAGGGUCUGUUGUCCAACACAGGCCUGGUGCGCCAGCUGGUUCUAGACAACCCCCACAUGCAGCAACUGAUGCAGCAGAACCCCGAGAUUGGGCAUAUUCUCAACAACCCUGAAAUCAUGCGGCAGACAACGGAGUUUCUACGCAACCCUGCCAUGAUGCAAGAGAUGAUGCGUAGCCAGGACCGGGCACUCAGUAACCUGGAGAGCAUCCCCGGUGGCUAUAAUGUGCUUCGGACCAUGUACACAGAUAUCAUGGACCCAAUGCUUAAUGCGGUACAGGAGCAGUUUGGUGGCAAUCCCUUUGCCGCUACCACUACUGCUAAUGCUACCACUAACAGCAACCAACCAUCAAGGAUGGAGAACUGUGAUCCCCUUCCCAACCCCUGGGCUUCCACCUAUGGAGGCUCAGGUGGCAGACGGGGCAGGUGGCCCGGGGACCAGGACAUUUCUGAAAUUAGAAAUAGGGUUCCCAGCAUUCUGGGUAGUAUAGGGCUCUAUGACUAUCUCCAACAAUUACAUGAGACCCCCCAGUCCCUGGGAACGUACCUGCAGGAGACUGCAUCCACCCUCAGUCCACGCCAAGAAGCACCGCCACCAGGAAACCGAGUUCCCUCAACUUCACCCUCAUCCCAGAAACCUGAGUCAGGCCAGGCACUCCCUAAGGAGUCAGUAGCAAUCAAAGGCAAGUCUUCUUGCCCAGCAUUCUCAAGAUACCCCACAGAGAGUAGUCCUAGACAGAACAAAAGCCAAGAUCAUUCAGGGAAUGGCUCUACUGAUCACAGCACCAGCAUGCCUGAUCUUAUCUCCGGGCUGGGCAUCGCUGCCAACAGGGCCCCAUUUGUUCCUUCACCAUCAUCCCCAAUGGUGGCUACCCCUGACACCCCUGAGCAUGGCUGGCUGCCGCCACCAGCAUAUCCAAGAUCUCUGCUGCCAGCCAGCACAAAUCAGGCCCCACAGUUUCAGGAUGAGAUGCGCCGGCAGCUGCCCCUGCUGCUGCACCUUCAGGCGGCCAUGGCAAACCCUCGUGCCAUGCGUGCCCUGCUGCAGAUUGAGCAGGGUCUGCAGGUCCUGGCGACUGAAGCACCUCACCUCCUCCUCUGGUUCAUGCCUUGCCUAGCAGGGCUGGGAAAUAUGGCAGGAGGUGCAGAGCCUAGAGAGGGAAGCCUUAUGCCUGAAGCUCCUCCCUCAGCCCCAGCUCCUGAAGUUCCCUCACCACAGGGUUCUGUGGGUCUGGGCCUCCAUUCUGCUCCCUUCCUCCAGAUACUGCAAGCCCUAGCUAGUGCCAAUUCCCAGCAGCUGCAGCCCGAGACUCCUUUCCGGGUGCAGCUGGAACAACUGCGGGCCAUGGGUUUUCUGAAUCCCGAAGCCAACCUCCAGGCCCUCAUCGCCACGGGAGGUGAUGUGGAUGCUGCAGUGGAGAAGCUGAGACAAUCCUAG